Molecule: messenger RNA, 255 nt
Organism: Lodderomyces margitis
Lineage: Eukaryota; Fungi; Ascomycota; Pichiomycetes; Serinales; Debaryomycetaceae
Gene: STF2
Product: Stf2p
Exons: 1
Coding region: 1-255 (84 amino acids)
Source: RefSeq, a predicted model, not a curated record
AUGUCAAAAACCAAGAAAUGGACAGUCCAUGAAAAACGCCCUCAAGAACCAAAAUGGUUCACCCAUAACGGCUACAUCAACACUGACCCAACAAAGAUCAAGAAAAACGGAGCUGGUAAGAACAAUUGGGGUCAAGAUGGCGAUGAAUCCGACUUCACCUUGUUUAAUAAAGGUACAAGAAGAAAUUCAAAUCAUGAUGUUAAUGAAUUGAGAUUGAUGCAAUUGAAUAAUUCAAUUGAUGCUAAAUUUGCAUAG